AUGGCCUACACCUUACUGAAACUUUCACUUAGUGAUAAUCUUACUAAUAAGAAGGAGGUCUAUCAAUUCUAUCAAUUACUAAAGGGUGUUGAUGUUUCAACUAUCAAUGUGGAUUUGUCUGUUUCUCCUCUGAAUUAUAAUAGUUUCAGCUUCAGACCAGUUGAAUUUUCAGAAGCUGAUUACCCACGGGCUGAAUAUCAAAGAAGACAGCAAUUUUGGGAUCCUAUACGUGUAGCUCUUUUCACAUUGGCAAUUGUAGCAAUCAUAGGAAUUGCAAUUGGUAUUGUUACUCAUUUUGUUGUUGAGGAUGAUAAGUCAUUCUAUUACCUUGCCUCUUUUAAAAUCACAAAUAUAAAAUACAAAGAAAAUUAUGGAAUGAAAAGCUCAAGAGAGUUUAUAGAAAGGAGUCAUCAGAUUGAGAGAAUGAUAUCUAGGAUAUUUCAACAUUCUUCUGGAGGAGAUCGGUUUAUCAAAUCUCAUGUUAUCAAAAUGAGUCCAGAUGAACAUGGCGUGAAAAUUCUUAUGGUGCUCAUGUUUCGAUACCCAUCUACUGAUAGUACUGAGCGAAUCAAGAAAAAAAUUGAAAGGAUUUUAUAUCAAAGUCUGAAGACAAAACAGUUGCCUUUGACUAUAAACAAACCUUCCUUUACACUCACAUCUAUUGACGGCAAAAAGAUGAUGAAUCUUCUCAACAGCCGCUGUGGAAUAAGGAUGACAUCUUCAAACAUGCCUUUACCAGCAUCCUCUUCUACUGAAAGGAUUGUCCAAGGGAGGGAAAUCGCUCUGGAAGGGGAGUGGCCAUGGCAGGUCAGCCUCCAGCUCAUAGGGGGAGGCCAUCAGUGCGGAGCCAGCCUCAUCAGUAACACCUGGCUGCUCACAGCAGCUCACUGCUUCCGCAAAAAUAAAGACCCAAGUCAAUGGAUUGCUACUUUUGGUACAACAGUAACACCACCUGCAGUGCAACGAAGGCUGGGGAAAAUUAUCCUUCAUGAAAACUAUCACAGAGGAACAAAUGAAAAUGACAUUGCUUUGGCUCAGCUUACUACUCGAGUUGAGUUUUCAAAUAUAGUACAGAGAGUUUGCCUUCCAGAUUCAUCUAUAAAGUUGCCACCUAAAACAACUGUAUUUGUCACAGGUUUUGGAUCCCUUGUAGAUGAUGGACCCACACAAAAUAAACUUCAUCAAGCCAGGGUGGAAACCAUAAGCACUGAUGUGUGUAAUAGAAAGGAUGUAUAUGAUGGCCUGAUCACUUCAGGAAUGCUAUGUGCUGGAUACAUGGAAGGAAAAGUAGACGCAUGUAAGGGCGAUUCUGGUGGACCGCUGGUUUAUGGUAAUCAUGACAUCUGGUACUUAGUUGGUAUAGUAAGUUGGGGACAAUCAUGUGCUCUUCCCAAAAAACCUGGGGUCUACACCAGAGUGACUCAGUAUCGAGAAUGGAUUGCCUCAAAGACUGCUAUCUAG
This is a messenger RNA of Mirounga angustirostris (Northern elephant seal), 1461 nucleotides long. Its product is annotated as transmembrane protease serine 11F. The record is from RefSeq and is a predicted model, not a curated record. NCBI's taxonomy places the organism in Eukaryota, Metazoa, Chordata, Mammalia, Carnivora, Phocidae. The coding region runs from base 1 to 1461 and encodes 486 amino acids. Gene Ontology annotation, biological process: proteolysis. The transcript is spliced from 11 exons. Gene Ontology annotation, molecular function: serine-type endopeptidase activity.